Messenger RNA from Dicentrarchus labrax (European seabass), 10294 nucleotides. It is a transcript of the gene zc3h12b, whose product is annotated as zinc finger CCCH-type containing 12B. Lineage: Eukaryota; Metazoa; Chordata; Actinopteri; Moronidae. The record is from RefSeq and is a predicted model, not a curated record. Bases 710 to 3253 code for a protein of 847 amino acids. The transcript is spliced from 6 exons. Gene Ontology annotation, molecular function: mRNA binding; metal ion binding; RNA endonuclease activity. Gene Ontology annotation, cellular component: cytoplasmic ribonucleoprotein granule; nucleus.
CACCGUUUCAAGUCCACGAUGGCAGUGCUAAUAGACUUUCAGAUUAUGUAGAGAAUCGUAUUGUGUUGCUCUGGUUUCACCUUCGUCUGAAAUAUUAAAUGAUUGGCAACUUUAUUUCAAGUUAAUGUAGUAUUCCGGCAAUAAAAUAUUAGCACACGCUCAGCAGCUAAAGCUAACUGAUGUUAGCAACCCGACGUUUAAGUUAGCCUGUCGAGCCACUGAGUUAGCUGUUGUUACUGUAUGUUGGCUAACUACCUAGCUCUGCUGCCGUUAUCUAACGUUAAGUUAACGGGGUUGCCUGACAAGCUUGGGAGCUAGCGUUAGCUUGCAGUAACGGCUAACUAACCGCUCUCUAACCGAAGCAGGCCGGUUAGUUUCUGUAGCUACACUGUUGACUGUCCAACUGGAGACCGUUAGACCAGCUUGCUAGCGUGUGCUAACCGUAACUCGGGGCCUAAGGAUGUCAAACCAGUUAUCUCUAACCAGAUUCAAUCAUAAAGGGGACGUCGUGUGCAGUAGUGAUGUUACAACGUUAUCCGAUAAAGUGUAUUGAAUUAAUCAUUUGAUUCAGCCUAGGAGGGGAGAUUGUGUUACUUUGGCUCUACACAAAGAGCCUGUAGCGCUAAAGUCCACCAUUGAGUAUGAUUCCCUGGUUGCGGUGGAGGUGAGGAAGCAUGGGGUGGAAAUCUGACGUGUCAAGACAAACGUGAUGACAGUAUGGUCAACGGUGGAGAAGCUCAAAAUGGAAAAACGCCCAUGGAGGGAGGAGAACAUUGACUCAAGCGAGGCCCAGCAUGCCACUGACGAUUCUGAGGAUGGAAGCAGCUCAGAAAGCGAAUCAGAAGAGCAGCAGUGCCAGAGGGUUCAGGUGAACAACAGCAGGUGUAAGAAGAAGGAGCCCUUGGCUGUCACAAAACCCCACCGACAACUCUGUCGCUCUCCAUGUCUUGACCGGCCCAGUUUUUCCCAGAGCAGCACUGUGCAAGACUUUCGUGAGGAUGAGACUAGUGUGGGAACAGGGAUCAAGUCUGCCAGUGACAGGGAGUACCAGACCAAGAUGGAUUUUGCUUUGAAGUUGGGCUAUUCAGGAGAGCAGGUGGAGACGGUGCUCAACAAGUUGGGAGCUGCUGCACUUAUUAAUGACAUUCUUGCUGAGUUAGUAAGGCUUGGAAACAAAGUAGAGCCUGAAAUUCAACCUUGCAGCAGUACGGCCAUAACAUCAAUAUCACGAUCCCCCUGUGUUAAAGAGACUGUUAGUCCGGAGGUGUCAGUGGAAGAUGACUCUGUGGAUACCUUUGAUAACCUCAGGCCCAUCGUCAUUGAUGGCUCAAAUGUGGCAAUGAGUCAUGGAAACAAAGAGGUAUUCUCUUGCCGUGGUAUCCAACUUGCUGUUGAAUGGUUCUUGGAGAAAGGACACAAAGACAUCACUGUGUUUGUCCCUGCCUGGAGAAAGGAACAGUCGAGGCCUGAUGCCCUCAUCACAGAUCAAGAAAUAUUACGCAAGCUGGAAAAAGAAAAGAUCCUGGUUUUCACCCCAUCUCGGAGAGUUCAAGGCAGGAGAGUGGUGUGCUAUGAUGAUCGCUUCAUAGUGAAGCUGGCUUAUGAUUCUGAGGGAAUUAUUGUGUCAAAUGACAACUACAGGGACUUGCAAAAUGAGAAGCCAGAGUGGAAGAAGUUCAUAGAAGAGCGUCUACUAAUGUACUCAUUUGUCAAUGACAAGUUUAUGCCGCCUGAUGAUCCACUGGGAAGACAUGGUCCAAGCUUAGAAAACUUCCUCCGCAAGCGUCCUGUUGUUCCAGAGCACAAAAAACAACCUUGCCCCUAUGGAAAAAAGUGCACAUAUGGACACAAGUGCAAGUACUAUCAUCCAGAGCGUGUCAACCAGCCACAGCGGUCAGUGGCUGAUGAACUACGGGCCUUUGCCAAGUUGUCUGCGGUGAAGACGAUGAGUGAAGGGGCGUUAGCCAAAUGUGGUACUGGUCCAGUAACUGUAAAGGGGGACAGCAACUCUGAGGUCAAACGUGUGGCCCCCAAACGUCAAUCUGACCCCAGUAUUCGCUCAGUGGCCUGUGAACCGCCAGAGGCACUGUCCGUUAUUAGGAAGUCUGAGACAAAUUCAGUGCCUUCCCUUGUGUCUGCUCUCAGUGUGCCCACCAUGCAGCCUGCCAAGAGCCACGCAGCUGGGGCCUUGAACACACGAUCAGCCAGCAGCCCGGUGCCAGGUUCUUUGCAGUUCGCACACAGUUCCCUGGAGCACAUGUCUAGUGUACAGUACCCUCCUAUUUUAGUAACCAAUAGUCAUGGCGCCUCUGUUACAUACAGUGAACAGUUCCCAAAGUAUGACUCAGUUAGCGACCAUGGAUAUUAUUCACUGCACAGUGAUUUUUCAAAUAUGAGCAUGAGCAGCAUGCAUAAUGUCGACAGUUUCUGUAGCAUGGAGCACGAGCAUGGUGUGUAUCAGAGAAAUCCCAGCCACUGCCCUGAAUCCUGCCUCAGCCAUUCAAACAGUGACUCGUUCUCCUCUUAUGGGGACCUGUACCCAAGCUCUGUGGACAGUAGCUUAGAGGAGAGCAUGAAGGGGCAACAGCAGUCUCCUGCACAAAGUAGGAUGCAGACUUUCUCCCAUGGGUUUCGUCAUGAAGCACUGACUAGGGUACAGAGUUACGGACCUGAGGAACCCAAGCAGGGCCCCCGUAAGCAGUCUGGAUCUCAUCUAGCACCGCAUAUCCAGCAUGUUGCAGUGGGAGCCAGGUCCAGCUGUCCUGGAGACUAUCCCCUAACUCAGAAUGUCCUCCCACCUUUGUCCUCACAGCCCACACGGUCUCUUGGUAUGACUCGUAUGGACAGCAUAUCAGAUUCAAGGCUAUAUGAUAGCAACCCAAUGAGACAGAGGCGACCUCCACUGUGCCGUGAGCAGCAUGCAAGCUGGGACCCUCUGCCUUGUGGUAAUGAGUCCUAUGGAUAUCAUUCGUAUCCAUUAAAUAACAGCCUGAUGCCGUGUUGCGAGCGGGUGAUGGUCCGCAGCAUGCCAGACAAGAUGGAACAAAUCUGGAACUCUCCAUGGGAGAUGCCAUCUGCAGUUGAACAUCAAGAGCGGUAUGUCAUCCCAGACCACCAGUAUCAAACAUAUCGGAACCUUUGUAACAUCUUUCCUGCCUACGUAGUCCACUCAGUAAUGGAGAAGAACCCUCAUUUGACAGAUCCACAACAACUCGCCGCUGUCAUUGUUGCAAAACUGAGGUCAUGCCAUUGAGCAGUUAAUCUUAUUAAACAUUCAAAAAUUAUGUGAUAAGAGAAACACAGAUCUUGAUUGCAAGGAUAGGCACUUGUUAAAUGUUGCUGUAUGUGCAACACCUGCCCUCAGGAGUUUUUUUGUUUUGUUUUUAUGUCUCGGAUGUGAAAUCUGGAUAUCGGAUUUUAGAAGAUGACAGAAGUAAUCAGCAUAGAGAAAGUUUGUCUAAUAAGUUUAUCUCAAAUUGUAAGAUGUUUCACAUAUGAAAGCUAUGUUUUUAUAUAACGUGUGGUGCAGUUGAUAUGAGGUAACACCUUAUUAGAAAUCUGGUUCAUAACACAUUCAUACUACCUGAGCAGGAGCUUUGUAUCUUAUCCAUGAUUAACUGAACCAUCGUUCAACAUAAUUCAGUCUAGAAAAUACAUAUAUAGAAUAGUCUGAUAACAUUUGGCAGGACUGUUGAAUGUCCCUUCUUCUGAAUAGAUUCCUGUUGAUUUAACUGAUUACAUGAUGUAUGAAUAUUGUGAAUGGAGCCCCAAAGUGUUCAGUCUUAAAUAAAUAAAAUAAGAAAUAAUUAUCAAGUAAUUAAAUGAAAUAAAUAAUCACAGGAAUAAAUUGUGUAAAAUGUAUAACUGAAACAAUAAUUUGUGAACUACUUUAAGAAAUAUUUAAAACUCAACUCACUAUUAUGAAAUGUUAUUUUUUUUAAUCUUACAGCAGUUUAUUUUUAUUUCAUAAUUAACUCCCCCUCUCCCAAAAAAUGCCUUAAUUUAAAAAUGUAUUUCAUAAUUAAAUUUUUCCCAAUUAGACUUAAUUUGUAAUUUAUAUAUUUUACACAUUUUAUUCAUGUUUAUUUCAUGGUGUCUUUUUUCUUUUUAUUUAAUGUUGAAUACUUUGUGGUUUCAUGGCUAUGAUGGGCAGCUGGAUAACCAUCAUAAUUUAAGCCAAACUAACAUAGCUAGCUCUAACACUGAAACUUCAGUCAGUGUGAACUAAGUGGAUCAAUAAACAGGUUAGCUACAUGGCAACGCAGGCGAGAUAGGAAGUAAUAACUGCACAACCUCUCCACAUAUACCUUAUUAAAUCUGACAUAAAAAUACGUCAACAUUUGUACAGCGUGUAGCUUUUAUGAGUUCUUGUUCAGGCCCUGUGAAUGUGUUAUGGAAGGCAUCUCAAGUGUUUCUGGUGCAGUGGAACUAUAAAUAGCCUUGCUUAGGUCUGCCUCUGCUGUAAAUAAUUCUUGUGACUUUUUAGUGCAUUUACUUUGAAGAUAAGUAAGAGGGAGGUAGGUACAUACCUCACAGCAUGAACUAUGACAUUUAAUGGCCUUAUAUCUGAAUGACCUCACGCUUUAGUCAUUGUCUGAUUGGUUUCAAUGAGAGUCUUAGUCAUUGAAGCCUCCUCUUUUCAAAUGUAAAGCACUAUCUCAGUAUCUAAAGAGAUAUAUUUUCUCAGCCUCACUUAACAAAGCUACUAUUUUGGUAGAAUUUGACAGUGCACAAAGCAAGCCAAAAAAGAGAUUUGACUGGCAUACAUGUGCACAUAUCUAUGUACAUAUAAUCACACAAAAGCCAUUAUUUCAAAGUCAUUUAUAAGCUGCUAAAUAAUGCCAAAAAAAGAUAGACUUUAUAUAGUGUCAGUAUUCUGCAUAACUUUACAUUUUGGUUCACAGAAUUGGAUUAUAGUAUAAACUAACAUCUGUGUUUGGAUAAUUUCCUAUGGUGUACUGUAUAGUUCCCUUUCUGAUUUUAUUGGAUGCUAUGUCCAGGAUUUUCCUAUUUAUAUAUUUGUCAAAUUUGUUGUGCUGAUUCUUUUCAAUGUGAAAAUAUUCAAAGUAUCUUUGUUUCAAACAGUAGCUCUAAUGGACUCCUUCAAGUUGUCAGCGGAGCAGUUUGUUUUCAGGAACAUGUUCAUUUUGUUUCAAAGACUACUUUUACAUGCACUUAAAUAUUGAUUCCUGAUGCAGAAAUGAGAAACCUAGUUUCCUUUUAUCAGUUUAAGGCAUUAAGAGAAACUUGGGUUACCCAGUUAGAUUUCUGAUUGAAUUUGGCCAUUUAUAAACUUUCUUAGGGGUGUGCUAGUGUGUGAGACAGUGACCCAGGACAGGGAAGGUAUCACAGUGGCAGUAAUCUAGCAGCAUUAAAGGCGUUAUUGUUACUUAUCCCCAUACAUCGUUACCUCUAGAGUAAUAACAUCCAAAGUCCAGUCUAUGCUGAACAAAACGAUUGAUUUCCUUAUUAUAAAGGUAAAUGGUUUAGUUUAUUAGAUAGGCUUGAACAGUAAAUCAUUUUUCCGAAUGUGCUUAACAAGUUUCUUCAUUAACAUAUUAGAAUACUUAAAAUAUGGCAAAUCUUUAUAAAAAUGUGGAGGAAGGAAAUCUGCCGUCUGACUAACUGUGUAAAGUCAAAGUGGUUUUAAGUCAGACUAUUGCAGUGCAUCUAAAUGAGUUGUCCAAUUUCAUGCCUUAACCUCAUUUCUAACACUUACCUGGUCUCUUUUGUGCAUGUAAACGUAGUCAAACUUUGAGAAUUGAUUUCACCGGGCUGUGAUGUGACUUAUGUAGGGAAAAGUUGUAGAAAUGUACUAUUGAAGGUGCAAAUAGAGAUGGCAUUUACCGUCACAGUUUAAAUGUUUGCACAAGGAAUUCUGCAACAGACUGAACAUUUACUUGAUGUUACAUUUGUCAGAUAAAAUGAUAAGAAUCUGGCUGUAACAGUUAGGCCUGGGAGUGAGUUAAAUAUUGAAUUUGUUUUGUGAUAUCUUGUAGAGUAUGAGGUUUCAAUGAUAAAAAAAAAAAAUGAAGUGAAUGUUAGAAAGCAUGUUGAAGAGAAAAUUUUCUGUAUGGCUUUUUAUGGGAGGCUGAAUUGCUCAAAUACAGAUGUACAGUACGAAUACAUGCAGCCAGUCUCCAAGGAUCAUGGAAGUGUUUGGCUGUGCCUUGCAGCACAUUGCUCUCAGGAUGCUUUCAAUUUUCUAAUUUUCAGUCUUGCCCUGCCAAAAACCAGUGGUUACUGGCAAGAGUCUACUCUAAUACUGCUAGUAAUGAUAUAUUUUGUGAAAAUCCUACAUGUAACAUGUAGUACCUUAAAGUUAGUUAUGUACAGUUGACACGUGGAGAUGGCAUUGCAAAACUUUGUACUUUUUCUGUAUAUCCUUGUUAUGCACCUUGAGAUCUAGAAAAUUGGGCCAAUAGGGUGGCUUUACAUGAUGCAGCUUUUUUCAGAUGAAGUGAUGUUGUUGUCCAUUAAGGUGCGAAGUUUCCAUCCAGCCAAAGACAAACAUUGGUGUUAAAACACUGAUUGAUUGGACCUCAUUAAUUUUACUCAUACUGGGACCUAAGGAUGCUAAUGGAUGCUAAGGGAUGCUAAUCAUGACAGUUUGGUAUGGCCCGGAGCUCAUCGCGUCAAACUUAUUCACAAGAAAUAUUAACUAAUGGGGCAAAUUUCCAUCACUUUUGCUAAGCGCAGUCAUGCUCCCGAGAGGAUCCACUCCCUUGAUUUUAAUGAUCCAUUGCCUUUUCUCUACUCCCGCCCUCAGGACAAAGUGCUACAUGAAACAUUCAGCCUACAAUUGCAGAGAGAUUGUAUCAUGUAAAGCCAACCCUAACGGCAAGAUCAUGCGUUGAGUGAAUUUAAAGGGAAAUGCCACUUACUUUCAGGAUUCUGGUAUGAUACUCCUAGGUUUACUACAGGAUUGCAUGACUGAACGUCACAGAUUUAGUUCUCAGUAUAGUAUCACAUGCAUGUGAAAGAGAGGAGGUUCCAUUCUAAUGUCUAAUGUCAGAUUUUUGUUAAGACUCCAGAGUCAAAUAACAAAAAUGGAUUAGGGGACAGUUUAUUGUUUUAAUGAAUAAUUAAAAACAGAGGGAAGUGAUGUUGAGUUAGAAAGUUGGUCUCCCAUUUGUAUUAAAUGGUGCAGCCUAUGUUUUGAUGACAUCGCAGACCUGAAUAUUUGUCCUUUGAUUUAGUAAAUGGUUCAUAAUUAUAGAGAAAAAUUUAAAGAGAAUUUUUUAAACUGAGUGGUAUUCCUCUUUAAGAAGGCUAACUAUGUGAACCUGACUUUGUCUCAUUGGUGGUGCUUCAAAAAAAUAUAUAUUUCUUUAUAAUGUUUAGGUACAACCGUGUAUAUGAACAGACAUAAAGAAAAAAACAUUUGAAUGUGUUUUGCCCAAAUGAAUUUUGGGCUUUGCUGACUUUGUUUUUUCAUGAAAAAAGACAAGGCCACUUAAGGCUGGCUGUCUGUUCAUGAGAAGGUGAAACAAACUGCCUAAAUGUUUCUUCAUGUGAAACAAUCAGAUUGCAAGGCUGCUGUCAAGGUUGUUUCUGGCAUUUGGCUAAACGUUUGCGCGCCAUCCUUUUUCCUCGAGAUAGUUGAAUUGUCAUAGAUUACAAGAAAAUUGCCUUCUCAGUGCAAAAAGACUGAAGUACUUUAUACCGCGAUAAAUAAACUCUAAAACUAAGAGCAUCAACAUUGAGAGACCAAAUGAAGAUCUCUAGUGGCAUUAAUAUCCUAAUUUGGUUUUGUAAUAUGUUUUUAAUAAUAGUGAGAUCCUUGUUUAACCUGAGCACUGGAAUAGUCAAUUGCCCUGAUGAACUCAGAGUUCAUUUACUUUGGUUUGUUAAGGAAUUAGUAACUGUAAUGUAGGCCACAACACAAAUAUACCAAAAUGUAAACAGGUUUCAUUAUAUUGGUUUAUAUUCAUUGUGGGAAAUAUUCUAGAAAUGUUAUUUUGGGUAUAAAUAGGUAAAUCAGGGGUUAUAUCCAUAUCAACUGAAGCAGUUUAUGACAAUAUAAACUUAACAUGGGAUUGGGCUGUGAUUUACAGUGCAUGAAAUUAAUGACAAAUCAAUUUAAACUGAGAGAGAUCUCGUUAUAUUGUCCAUAAAACAAAAUUAGUUUAUGGUUUCAUAAAGACAUGCACACAUGAUUGAAUUUUAACUGCUGAUUUUGCUCGCAAGCUUAUAUGUUACUAUUUCUGGCACAGUGCCACAUUGCUAGCACUUCUCUGUAAUUAGAUAAAAUGCACUCAUGGGCCAUGUGGGCUUAACAAGUAGCCUAUUAGAGCAUAUUCAGAUUCAGAGCUCAGUGGCUGUGUGUCCAUAAUGCUGAAAUAGUAUUUAUGGUAGCUGCCCUAAUCCUAAAAGGUAGACUCUGCUUUUACAAAUUCCAUCUGGACAUUUUCCCCACAUGAACAAAGUGGGAAAGAAAUGUUGUGUAGGGACAUACGUUUCUUCUUUUUGCUGUCUUUAAUUGAUUUUUCUGUCUUUAUCAGAGAUAUUUCAGUUCACUACAAGAAAGAAUCUGUGUUCCCUGAGCAGUAGACUACUUCCAGGCCAAAAAUAAAACCCUCACUAUCGCUACAAAAUACUUUCAAUGUACCAAUCCAGUAUUUUACUGCUGUGCCCUAAGGUUACACUAAAUGCCAGAAUGGUGGUUCAUAGUCCCCACCCUCCCUUUUGAAAGUGCCGCAAACAACUAAGCCACAAAUGUCUAGAAUUGACUUUUGCUUGUUGAUACAAAUUGUAUCUAUACCUUGAAUGUAACAAAAUAUGAAAUGUAUAAUAUGAAAAUAGUUUUAUUUAAAUAAAGGGGGAAAAAAUCAAUGCCAUAAUGUUUGUGACACUGUGUGUCACUGGGAGUAGCCCAUUGGUAUGUACUAAUUCUUACUGGGUACAGUAGUUAACUUACAGGGACAUUUACGUGCUACAUAAAGGUGCACAGAUACCCUGUGUACAGCAGUAAGCAUCAUGUCCUCUCUGUAAAUAGUCACACGUGUGUGUGUAUAUAUAGAAGGCGAUCUGUAAAUGUAACAGUAACACUUUCUUCAGUUGUUCAAAUACUAAAUAAUUUCUGUGUUGUAAUCUGUGCACCUUGGUUAAGUGCAUCUAUUUCCUCUGAAUUGACAUGUCUGCUUUAUGCUAUUUUAAUGGGAAUUUCAAUAUUUUUAAAUAUAUUUUGCCUAAUAAAACAUGCCAAAGUUAUUCUUGGGUGACUUUGUCAAACAUAAUUUUUUGUGACUCAACACACGGGUUGUCAUGCAAUGAAUUCUAUAUUUCAGGGGACAAAUGAUUUAUUUUCCACUUGAUGUAAACUAAGAGUAACUUAACACCAAACACAAAUCUGUGUCUAGACGGACACUUAAAGCAUAAUACAGAAAUUGCAGUGGGAGUAUCAGAAAAGGGCAGUAUCAGUAGCAUACUGAAUGGCAUGGUUCAGUGUCAGUUUUUACUCAGAUUUGUGUUUGAUGUUUAAUUCCUCUUUCAAGAUACAGAUCCUUUUAAAACAGGACUUUUUGGAGUGUUUGGCAGUUGAUUUAAUGAUGAACCCUGUAUGUUGACAAAGCUGUGGUGUGUUGAAUUAUUCACCAACUGUAAUUUCAUCAUUUUGGGCAGUUUGCAUUCUGUUGUUUGAAAUGACCAGUCUGUAGGUUGUAGCUGACCCUAUGGGAAUUAGACUAGUGCUAUUUUCAAGAUGUUAAGACUGAUAUUGUCAAUAUAGAAUUACCUUAAGUUCGGUAUCAGUUGUUGAUGGCUAAGAUCAAGACCAAAGUGAUUUUUUGACACAUUACAUAUCUGUUAUGAUAAUUGGUUCAGACACAUUAACAGUUGUGGUCAAAUAAUUGUGAACCCCUUGACGUCUUGCAGUUUUUACUACCAUAUAAUUCAGAAAGUGAAUUGCUGGCACGACAAGAGGUACACACAUUUGAAUAUGACUGUACAUAUAUACACAGUGUAAUACUCAGGUUAAAUCACACAAACAUUUUAAAUCACAUACUUGGGUGUUUUCUAAUAUGGAGAAAUGCAGUGGUCACAUUUUGAAGGAGUGGAGGUCUCCUGUUUGAGGCAGACCGUUUAGUCUGCAAUGUAAAAAGGGAAAUAUAAAGCAAGUUUUUUUUUGUGUUGUGAUGAUCUGCGGUAUUGUAAUCCACAUUGACUGGAAGGCAUCGCUUUUUUAGACCAAAAUAUACAAAAAAUAGAAUAUUUGGGUCUGUGGGCUCAAACAAAAUGUAAGUCUUAAUGACAAAAUGUGUUUCUCUCCAUAAAUAAAGCAAAAUUCUGUUCA